Emiliania huxleyi CCMP1516 is the source of this 1472-nucleotide messenger RNA. RefSeq lists its product as hypothetical. The transcript is spliced from 5 exons. Lineage: Eukaryota; Haptophyta; Isochrysidales; Noelaerhabdaceae. Bases 1 to 1365 code for a protein of 454 amino acids. Gene Ontology annotation, molecular function: oxidoreductase activity. The record is from RefSeq and is a predicted model, not a curated record.
AUGCCGUCGCCGCAACACCACCACUCCCUCUUCGCCCUCGGCCUGGGCCUCGCCCUCGGCCUGGCGCUGCCGCACGUGCUUCGCCUUCGGAGGCGGCGCGGCCUCGGCGGCAGCACCGUCAAGGCCGGCCUGACCGACACUCGCGCGGUGCGGCUGCCAAGGCGCGUGCUGACUGACUUCCUCGCCGCGUGCUUCACCGCGGCGGGCGCUGCGCCGGCCCACGCCGCGCAAGCGGCAGACGUGCUGGCCUACGCCGACUCGCGCGGCAUCCCGUCGCACGGCGCCAACCGCGCCGACACGUACGCCAACGAGAUUGAGGCGAAGCUCGUCGACGGCGUUGCGAGCCCGGUCGUGGAGCGGAGCUCGGGGUGCACAGCUGUGAUCGAUGGCCGGAAUGCGCUCGGCGCUGUCGUGUGCAACCUCGCGAUGGAGACGGCCCUGCGGCUGGCAAAGGAGCACGGCGUCGGCGUCGUCGCCGCCCGCAACUCGAACCACUUUGGGGCGGCGGGCUACUGGGCGAACCAGGCGCCUCCCCAGGCCCGGCCUGAGGCCUCCACAUCUCGGCUAGAUCUCGGCCUCACCUCGGCCAUGUCUCAGGCGCUCUCCGCCGGCAUGAUCGGGCUGUCCUUCACAAACACGGCGCCCUUUGCGGCGGCGACCGGCGGCUGCACCCGUGCCGUAGGCACCAACCCUCUCUGCUGCUUCGCGCCCGCCGCAGGGGGCAUCUCUGGUACUCAAGCUGCAGGCGACUCGUUCCAGCUCGACAUGGCGACGACGGUGGUGCCGGUGGGCAAGGUGGAGGUGAUGCACCGGAGCGGGCACGUAGAUGCAGGAUGUGGGCGCUCGUGGCGUGUACAUGUCGGCGCCAAUCUCGCAGGAUCGGGCAGCGGAUCCCUACUCAUGCUAGUGGUGCAGCACGGCGCGCUCCACCCGCUCGGAGGCGGAGAGGAGACGGCGGGCUACAAGGGGUACGGCCUCGGCAUGCUCGUCGAGCUGCUCAGCGCGGUGCUGCCGGGCUGCGCCGACGUCGGCCCCGCAGUACAGCCGUGGACACUCUCCCGCGAGCGGCCGAACGGGUACGGCCACUGCUUCGUCGUCCUCGACCCGAAGCGCUUCACACCUGGCUUUGGGGGACAGCUGCGCGAGUACCUGGCGGCGAUGCGCUGCCUGCCCGGCGCCGUGCGCUGCCCUGGCGACCCCGAGAAGGCGUGCGAGGAGGAGGCGCGAGCGCGAGGCGUGGUGCUGCACGAAGGCACCGCCACGGCACUCAAGGCGCUGGCCGGACGCUACGGCGUCGAGACGCCGCCCGAGUUCGCCGCGCUCGACGCGUCGCGGAGCAAGCCGUCGCUGUACGCCCAGGCUUGAGGAAGUUGACUUCUCUCGCCUGCAUGUAGGAAUCCUAGUCGUUUACCCAAACAGUGUGUGGAGAAGUUUACCUUGCCUAUAGGUUGCCUUGCGGGUUACCUUCUUUU